This is a messenger RNA of Ilyonectria robusta, 667 nucleotides long. RefSeq lists its product as uncharacterized. Lineage: Eukaryota; Fungi; Ascomycota; Sordariomycetes; Hypocreales; Nectriaceae. The record is from RefSeq and is a predicted model, not a curated record. The transcript has 2 exons. Bases 85 to 468 code for a protein of 127 amino acids.
CUCACGCCUCAUUUAAGGCUUCACGACCCAAUUCUAUCCAUUGCGCAAAAUAUCUUCUCCAACAGUCAGAAAACCUCGCUCAAGAUGGUAGGCACGAACAAAUCCGGCGAGGACGCGGAAGGGUCGAAGCGGGCCGCAGAUUUCCACAAUGCUAUGCUUGGCACGGGAUAUGCAGACGACUCCAUGCUGUAUGUUGUCCGAUAUGUGAACUCGGUAAAGCAAAAACUACGAGAGUGCGAUGCGGAUGAAUUCAUGAGGUGCUUCGGCGAGCUCAACCGCCUUUGGUCCGAAACGCAACCCGAAGCCCCCGAGGGAGCUGCCUCACGGUAUGAGAAGGCGCGGGAGUUGAAACAGCAAGCCUUAGAGACAAUCAAAGACUGUCCAGACUUGGUUCGUGACUUUGAUCGGUUCACAACGAAUGGACGAGUGUUGAUGAGGAACAUGGCAGCCUUGCGUCCAGGGAAGUAAAAAGACGGGAUUCGAGGCGGAAAAGACGAGAGGAAUAUGCAAUUUGGAGGUAAAUCUUAUGAUUCACAAUUUCACUUGUUUGUAGGCGCUCUUUGGAGACUCGUGGGCCUGGGUAGCCACUGUUUCGACUUUUUAGUACCAAUAUCCUAUAGUUUGAGAUACCAUCCGAUUACCCAGUUUCAACGUUAUUAUCGAUGAA